AUGCUCUCGCGUGUCUCUCGUGUGGCGCGUAGUGCGACCGCACGCCGCACAACAUGCGCACAUCGUGUGCGUCUAAGUCAGGCGGCCUUUUUUUCGACAGAUAAUGUGGCUAAAGCACCGACAAAUGCCGAGGAGGAGAUGGCGCUCACUCCCAAGGUGCAGACCGUGCUGGAUCAGAUCCUGGAGCUUAAUAUGAUUGAGAUUGCAGAGCUCUCUCACGCUAUCCAAACCAAGUUCGGUAUCGCCGAGUCUGCAUUCCAGGUUGGCAUGGGUGGCGGCGCUUCUGGUAGUGCGGCGCCUGCUGUAGAGGAGGCCAAGGAGGAGAAGACUGCGUUCGAUGUGAAGCUGGCCAGUUUCGACGCGAAGAGCAAGAUUAAGGUUAUCAAGGAAGUGCGUGCUAUCACGGGUUUGGGUCUGAAGGAGGCGAAAGAGCUUGUCGAGGGCGCCCCGAGUACAGUAAAGAAGGAUGUAAAGAAGGAAGAGGCCGACGAACUCGUGGAGAAGCUUAAGGCUGUGGGUGCAGUCGUGGAACUGGAAUAG
Molecule: messenger RNA, 540 nt
Organism: Peronospora matthiolae
Lineage: Eukaryota; Oomycota; Peronosporomycetes; Peronosporales; Peronosporaceae
Source: the annotation of a GenBank genome assembly